CCGAUGCUCCUGGUGGACACGCACAGCACGGAACGGCUCAGCUCAGUCGGCUCCCUGCCUGCACACAUCAGCGCGGACCGGCUUCAGCUCUGUUCCGAUAGGGAAUACAAGUUUGGUGAGAGUUUAUUGUUUUUCCCCUUCUUCUCCUUAUCUGGCUCGGAGCGGCAUCACGGAGCCUUCUGCACUCAGUCAGCAUGUCGGAACUGUCCGUGAAUGACCACCUCGAAGGGAUUUUAUCCGAUUUUGAAGCGCUGAAGAGAUCCUUCGACAUCGAAGAUGUGGAUGACAUACCAUCCUUCUCCUCAGCUUCACCCAUCUCCACCCCCGUUUCUCCCUCUUCCCCCCAUUUCUUCCUCCACCACAACAAAGCCAGCGAGGGGCGGGGAGGAGCUGGCCAGUCCCCUUCGUUAGCCUUCAACAACAACAACAACAACAGCAGCCUGGGCUCCACAGCCCACCACUCCCGCAUCAGCCUGACUUCUAAUCCCAGCCCGGCGCUCAAGUCCCGUAGCGUAGUCGGCAGCCUGUCCUUCAACCGAGGAACCAUGAACAAGUCGGCCCUCCACAACAAUGGUCCUUCCGUCACAAGGGCUGCAUCCUUCCAGAGCAGGUUAAACCCAAACGGUUACUCCAUUCUGUCUGGGCCAGGAAGUGACGACAGCCUUCACAGCUCCACGUCCAGCCUGGAGUACUCCGGUGGGGGUGGCGGUGCCCUCCCUUUUACCAAGCUGGGGUCAUAUCACAGCCCUCCGCCUCAGGGGGAGUACCACCGAAGCCAGCCCCAGCUCCCAGCUCCACAACCGCACCGUGAGGGAGGUGCCGACUUGGAAAAUAACCUUAACCUGAAGACGUCUCAUGGGGUUGUUUUCCACUCCGGGAUGGACCAGGGCCCAGGGAUGAUGCUGGGUGUUCCAGAGCCUCGGGGGGUGAACCAUGGCUCCAUGCCGAGCCUAGACGCCCAAAUUCAUAAUGGAGGAGGAGGAACGGUGAGUAUGCAAAGAGGUGGAGGGGGAGACAGGAUGUCACCAGGGUUGAGGUAUGCCGGCGCUAAUGCCAACUGGAGUGGUCGUAUUCAUAAUGCCAGUUCCUUCGGGGAGGAGGGCUACGGUAGCCCCAAAAACCAGUACCAGCAGCAAGGCCCCCAGGUCCUCAAGGCUCCCCAGCCCAAGGCCAAAGAGACUUCACGUCUCGGCAAGUUUCCCUUGGAUCUCGACAGCUUGGUAAGCAGCAUCUCAACCACCUCUCUCGCCAAGACUCAGGGAGGAUCCACGAGCCCCAACCCGCCCAAGCCUCCGCCAAGGAGCACAGGAGGCUUCCAACACCACACCAGCCCACCAUCCACCUCGGCCAGCCCCUCAGCCUCUCUCAGCAGCCUGGACAGUUCUUCUGACACCCCGCCCCUCUCCCUCCACCAUCCCUUUUUGCCGUUCUCCCCACACUCUCUGACUCCUCUGCAGGGUUCAAUUCCUGUCCCAGAGAUGAGUUGCUCCCCGGUGUCCUUUUCUCCAGCCCAGAGCCCCCAACUGCAGCUUCUCUCAGGGCCCCAAGUUGUCCAGGUGGUCCCGAACCUGUCUAACCCUUCCAGCCCCGCCAGCUCCAGAGCCAUUUGGUCUGUGGAGGAUGGCCCAGGUGAUGGCAGAGAUAUUGUAGGCUCAAUCUUACAGAGGAUCGCUUCCUACACCCAGCAUGUCAUCACCGACACCAGCCCAGCAGCUGUGACCCAACCCCCUAUACACAACGGUGGGUUGUCAUCUGAAUAUGGGUGUCCUGAGACCACGAACAUGCCCACAUGGAAACAGGGAAAGAAGAAACCGAAAGAAACUGCGGGAGAGCUGGAGACAGACCCGCUCAGCCCAAUGGAGGAGAGUGAGGAGAAGGAGAGGGGCAUCAUGGGACAAGAGCAAGAAGAUGAGGGCAAGUGCCGAGAAAAAGCAGCCGGCAUGAACACCCAGAAUUCCGUGCCAGAUGUAGAAGAGGUUCGUACAGAGCCGGAGGAGAAGGGAAUGGAGGAAGGAGAAAUGAAGAAGGAGAUGGAGAUGGAGCUUGAGGCAGAGGUGAAGGUGGAGCUGUGCCAGUCAGGACCAGGCCUGCAGAUGAGCUUCAUCCGAGGCACUGACCUGUUUGGCUACGUGGGCAUCGAGGCAGUGCUGGACCAGAUGAGGCGCAAGACCAUGAAGGUCGGCCUGGAGUUCAACAUCAUGGUGGUCGGUCAGAGUGGUUUGGGAAAGUCCACGCUGGUCAACACUCUGUUCAAGUCCAAAGUCAGCCGGAAGUCCUGCACGCCCAACUGCGAAGAGAAGAUCUCCAAAACAGUCAAACUGCAUUCAGUCAGCCACGUGAUUGAGGAGAAGGGCAUGAAGAUGAAGCUGACGGUGAUCGACACGCCAGGAUUUGGGGACCAAAUCAACAACGAGAACUGCUGGGAGCCCAUUGUGAAGCACAUCAAUGAGCAGUAUGAGAAAUACCUGAGAGAGGAGCUGCACAUCAACCGCAAGAGGAGAAUACCUGACAGCAGAGUCCACUGCUGCAUCUACUUCCUCCCCGCCACUGGACACAGGUUACGCCCCAUCGAUGUUGAGUUCAUGAAGAGGGUGGGAAAGAUAGUGAGCAUCGUACCUGUCAUUGCCAAAGCCGAUACACUCACCAUUGAGGAAAGACAGGAGUUCAAAGAGAGGAUAAGGCAAGACUUAGCAGCCAAUGGGAUUCGGGUUUACCCCCAGAAAGAGUAUGAUGAUGAUCCAGAGGAACGCAUCCUCAACGACAGGAUCAGGGAAAGCAUUCCCUUUGCUGUGGUGGGGACGGACAAGGAGCACCAGGUGAAUGGAAACAAGGUGCUGGGACGUAAAACAAAGUGGGGAAUCAUUGAAGUUGAAAAUGUGGCGCACUGUGAGUUUGCCAACCUGAGAGAUCUACUCAUCAGGUCCCACCUGCAGGACCUGAAAGACGUGACGCACAACAUUCACUAUGAGACCUACCGUGUACGACGGCUCAACGAGAGCAACAUGAACUUCAGUGAACUGGGACUGUCCGCCCGGCCGCUGGAGAACGGAACUGCUGACAUAAGCGAAUCAGAGAGCCACCUCUGAUCUCUCCGUCAGCCGCCUUCCUCCUGCACCUGCCACAGGAACGCUGAUGCUCCUCAGCCAAUCAGAACGAGAGAUGUGAAAAAGAAAGCUAUUUUUAUUACUUCUAUCCCU
Perca flavescens (yellow perch) is the source of this 3197-nucleotide messenger RNA. It is a transcript of the gene septin12, whose product is annotated as septin 12. The record is from RefSeq and is a predicted model, not a curated record. The transcript is spliced from 11 exons. Gene Ontology annotation, molecular function: GTP binding. NCBI's taxonomy places the organism in Eukaryota, Metazoa, Chordata, Actinopteri, Perciformes, Percidae. Bases 195 to 3086 code for a protein of 963 amino acids.